Stereum hirsutum FP-91666 SS1 is the source of this 2675-nucleotide messenger RNA. RefSeq names its product chaps-domain-containing protein. Gene Ontology annotation, biological process: Golgi to plasma membrane transport. Gene Ontology annotation, molecular function: protein binding. Gene Ontology annotation, cellular component: exomer complex. The record is from RefSeq and is a predicted model, not a curated record. The annotation marks the transcript as partial. The transcript has 10 exons. Lineage: Eukaryota; Fungi; Basidiomycota; Agaricomycetes; Russulales; Stereaceae.
CAAUGGCGGACGCGGCUUUCAAGGACAUUCCAGAGAUCUUCGAGAUCGAGCUAGGAGAAUCACUAGUCGCCCGGACAGAAAGUCUAUCAACAUUCAGAGAACUAGGACCACCGGAUUUGUGUCAUGUGGUGAAGACAGCAGGGAAGAGCGGACAGCGAGACGUUGGCUCAUACCACUAUGUUUCUGGCGUCGACGCAUCCUCGUCUGCAUCACUGGCCGCCUAUAUUAACUCCCUUACAUAUGCUAUUGAAGAACCCCAAGCUUGGUUCACGAAGGGCCCAUCAUGGAAGGUCAAGAAUGGUUGCUACUGUACAUUCAACGCAUUCUCGAGAGUCGAUGUCAGAGUGGAUGUAAAGAUCCCAGGUGGUGUAGUCGCGUAUGUGAUCGACCUGCGUGGCGAGCGGUACGAGGCCACACCUGAGAUGUGGCAAGAAACCUACCUCUCCGCUCUCCUCCGUGCAAUCCUCUACUCCGACGAUCCAACAUACUGGCUAGAUGCAUACAGACGCCUUGACCCCAUAUCGACUCCAGAAGCUGAGCUCAGGUUCCUGCAGGCCGCUGAAGCGCUGUUUCUCAAAGGUUGGCAAGUUGGUUCAGAUCCAGAGAUUCAGGUGGCGACGGUCGUGUCAAAUCAUCUCACGGCUGGUGUGCUCAAGUACUUCGGGGACAGCGGACGGUAUCAGCAUGCUGCCAACCUCUUCGAGAAACUUACCGCCCGGGAGCCUGAAGUGGCGUCACUAUUAGCCAAGAGCUACAUCGGCAUGAGCGAAGAGGUGAAAGCCGUCCAGAUCAUGUCUCAUGCGAUGAAGCAGACUCCGCAAUCCUAUACCCUCCUUCACACUCAAUGCGACUUCCUCCGGUCAAAAGGCAGACUCGACUGGGCUCUCAAACUCGCGAAACAAGCCGUCAACUGCGCACCGAGCGAGUUCGUGACCUGGGAAAAGUUAACGGAGAUCUACAUUGACAUGUCGCAGUAUGAGUCGGCUCUCCUAACGCUCAACUCCUGCCCUAUGUUCACCUUCAACGGCCGCGACGCCCACCGCUCACUCACCGCCGCCCGCCUCCACCUCCCCAUAAAACAAACCGUCUCCGAAAUCCUCCCCGAGCGCGAAAAAACCGACGACGACGAAGCCGACCCUGCUCUCCUCCGCCUCCCCGCCCCAGGGCUCCGCGGCACCUGGUCCAGAGCCUACAACCUCCUCACGAAGCUUGUCUCGCAGAUCGGGUGGGACGAACUGUUGAAGACGCGGAGCGCGGUGUUUGUUAUGGAGGAGGAGUAUAGGAUGCAGAAGGCGCAGAGUGAGAUCAGCGCGGCCGUGGCGAGCACUUCGACGCCGACGAUGGGGGGCGCGAAUGGAGCGGGCGAUGAGAAUAGUGUGGUGGAUACGUUGGUUUCGGGGCAGACGACGUUGGGGGGCCAUGUCGGUGCGGAUGACGAUGCGUCGAUUAGAGGCGUGAGGAGCUCGGAGUCGAAGAACGACGUGACGAAUGGGGACGCGAUGAAGACGCCGUCUACGGGACAGGGGCAUGGACAUUCGGCGACGUUGAGCGCUGCGAGUACAGGAAGUAUGGGGAUUCCGACGAUUAGGAUCUCGACGGAGUCGAGUCGGGAGGCGAGGGCGCAGAAUGAGUUCGCGAAGGCGGCGGCGGAGUAUGAUGCGCGGUCGAAGAAGAGUAUAGAUUCGACGGUGGGGACGGAGUCGGAGGCGAGUGGAGAUGAGGAUGGAAAGGAAGUGAAUGGACAUGGAGAGAAGGCGAAAAUGGAUGUGAAUGGGGCGGCGUUGCAGCAGCCGGCUGCUGUACAGGCUGCGGUCGGUGGAGAGGCAGGCGAGUCGGAGAAGGAUGACGGGAUGGGUGGUGCAGCCGUAGCCGAGAAGGAGCCGUUCUCGUUCAGCAAUAAAAGGUUGUGUGAAAGGUGGUUGGAUAACCUGUUCAUGGUAUUAUAUGAGGAUCUCCGAGUAUGGACCAUCUUCCGCGCCGAAGUCGCACACUUUAAGACUCAGCACGUAGCUUACCGCAAGACGGGCAUGGAAUGGGAGAUCCUCGGCGACCUUGGGCUCCGACUUCAUCACAAAGAGGAAGCCAAGGAGGCAUACCAGCGCUGUUUGGACACGCCGAGAUACUCGUUGAAGCCUUGGUCGAAGUUGUUGGAGACAUACUCAGAAGAAGGAGACUUGAUGAGAUCGUUACAGGCUGGAAUCCGGGUCGCGGCGUAUCAGCAUGCGGAAUACGCUGAGCUUGUCUACCCCUCACAGAUCGGAAGGUGUUUCUUCAAGCUGGAGCAGAUCCACGGACACGCCAAGAUUUGGAAUACCCUCCUCAGCAUGGGCCUCCCACAGCCGAUCCUGCACAUCAUGCAGAGUUACCUUCAGUACGGACAAGUAUUCAAAGUGGAAGGAUUUGAUUUCUGAUUUCUGACUUUCUGAUACCUCGGCGUUCUUGCUUUCCUUCCCUUCCUGCGAGUAUGCUUCCGCCUCCCUGUUUUCCUUACGUCCCGAUGCCCUUGAUUUCGUUGUUAUUUGGACUGUUUGUAUGUGUCCGUUGUCAAAAUUGCGUUCAUCUCUGUCCAUUUAUUCGUUCGCGGAUGAUUCGUAGAUGUUCCUAGUGUGAGCUCAGGAGUCUAGCUCUCAAGAUAUCAUCGCUUCUUUGCGUACUACUUAUGAUUAUCUCUUUUC